ACUGAAUAGUACCGCUGUGUCAAAGUGAUUAUUGUCCGAUUCAGGAGAUCUCUCAGAGUGCCUCGUUUAGCAUUUUUCAUAACAAUACCUCAGUAUAGCAGAGUAUAAACUCAAUAUAUCCUAAUAGACAUCGAUGAAUCAAUAUAUCUUGACACUUUAAACAUUUUCAGUUGAAAAAAACUUUAGUGCGCUCCUUGUUGAAAAUCACUCAAAAUAUGUGAGACAAUUCGGAAUUAAAAACAUAUUAAUGUAUUGUGACAUUUUCUUAAAAAUAAUAUUGAAACUUCAAAUAUUUAAAAAUAGAUUAGAUUGUAUUUGUGCUAAAUAGACCGACUGUAAGUUUAAAAAUGGUUAAAAGGCCUCGUGACGACACUUCAACUUCGGCGCUACCAGCCACAACGACAUCAACAGCAACGCUUACGACAAAAGAUGAAGAUUCCACAACAAUGAAUUCAACACCCUCUACAAGAUCAACCAAAUCAACGAAAUCAACAAAACCAACACCACCCACAACUCCAAAGCUUGAGGACAAUAAAUAUGGCAAAUUUUUCAGCAAAACCGUCGUGACACUGGUCAUUUGUGGAUAUCUCACCGGUGUGGGCCUGGCUCUGGCAUGGCAAACAUACGAAACGGGUAGCUUUCAGCCGCCGACCGGCAAAUGGUUGAAGUGGAAUGUCGCCGUUUUGGUGUUUCUUUUACUCUGCUACAGUCGCAGUGUGCGUUGCACCAUCACUUUGUGCAUACCGAUUAUGUGCAGUUCGAAAGGACGUUCACUGCUGAUCGCUUUCGCCUUUGUGUUGGCCGCAACGGGGCCGACAAGGAACAUAUUGCGUAAUGUGGACGCGCUGACCACCAGCCUCUCGUGUGGCCAAAUACAAUUAAAGCAUGCGCUCGAGGAGAUGUUGGAGGUGAUGCGGCAACCAUUGGUCGCUAUUAAGAAGGCGGUCAAAACAGCGAUGGACAACGUCAAGAAGGUUAUGAAAAAGGUCGAAUUACUAUUGGUUCGUAUAAAAGAAUUGGUGUUGGUGGUCUUGAGUAGCAUUAAGCUGAUGUUUGAGUGGCUAAAUAGCAUUGUGAAAAUUUGCAACAAGGAGUUCGGUACACCCUUUGAUCGGUGCAUGAAAAUUGCGGAUGAUGCGAUGGCGGAUUGUCGAGAAAAACUGGGAUUGUUCCAGGGUCUUUGUCAUGCUACACACAUAUUCACCACGCUUUGUUACACCGUUAAAGUGGUCGAUGUGAUCUGUGUUAUGGUAGUCUUCUUUGACGAUACUGUGUUGGCCACCAUCAUGGAUAAGUUGCGCGAAUUCACCGAUGAGAUAAAAAACAUGUUUGAUGUAACUGUGACCUUUGAUCAUGACUUCAGCUUCACAACGGUGGCCUCGAGAAAUCUCAGUGAUGUCGGCAAAGAUAUAAUGGCAGAGAUACACUGGCGUAUGGCCAAUUUUUUUCUCAUUUUCGGUUUUCUGGAUAUAAUUGGCGGAAUCCUAUGCGUCAUGGUGAUAAUCAAAGCAUUGUACUUUAAAAUGAAAUAUCUGCACCAACCUGGCUAUGACAACCAUUAUUUGACCAAAGAUUUUAUAGAGAUCGACGAGCAGCGCAAGUUGACGGAGCAGGAACGCGUGUUGCCGCUGAAGAAAACCGAAAAACACAAAUAUAUUUGGAUUUCAAGUUGUCGUUUGACGCGUCGUGAGAUCUUUAGACUGCUGCGCUCCAUGUUAUUCCUAUUUAUAUCCACCAUACAAAUCUUCUGCAUAUGUUUUACUGAUUACUGUUUCUACUGGAUACUAGCGAUGAUUAGAUUUUAUGGCGGCAUGGAGCCAAAUGUGGAAAUUCCUCCGUAUAUUGUCGUCGACGUGAAAGGCGAAGACUUCGCGGCUCAAAUAUAUCGUGGCAUCGUCGAGGCUUUCGAACCAGUCAACCAGAAGUACAACAUCGAUACCACACCGUGUCUACCCAAACCAAGUGUUCCGAAUUUUAGACGCUAUUUCGACAUAGGUGGUAUUUGUUUACUAGCUUGGAUAUUCCUCUUUCUUGAACCUUACGGUCUGCGUUUGCGACACUUGGUUAUGCGUCUGUUUUAUCCGGUUGAGGCACGUCAACGCGCUGCUUGGCUUUACAAUCAGAUACUAAUGAAGCGCAUGACAUUUUUCAAACUGCUACGCCGUAAAGCACGUGCAAAGUUCAAAAAUGAGCCCAGAUCUGAUCCGUAUACGUUUCUAGAUUGGAUUAGAGCCAAGACGUCGGGUUACUUUAUUUUUCGUCUUAUAUUUGGCCAUCAGAAGAGCAAUACUUGCAUCCUGUGUGGAUUUCCUUUAAAAAAUGACAAAGUGGAAUGUUCAACACCCGGCUGUAAAGCAGUCUACUGCCAAAGCUGCUUUGAUGAGUCCAACAAAACCUGCUGCAUUUGUAAAAAUCCUGUAGAAUAUGGCGACGACAGUGACAUCUCGGAGGAGAUAGAUUCUUCUGAUGAUCCGAACGCUGUACGCGAACCACACGAAAGCGAUAAAUAUUGCAUUUGGAUACCUUAACACGAAUUCAGAGGGGAUCGAAGCGUCUAUUGCAUAUCAAGCCAUUUAAUUUUUCAAUAAAUUUUAUUUGCUUUUACUGAAUUCACUACCAUUUUCAGUUGUAGAGUAUAGCAGCCACGAUACGGUACUACCACUGGCUAUUUUAGCGAAUUCCGCAUCGCAAACCAAACCAAACCAACCCAACCCAACCCAACCAAGCCAACUAGGGGCAAAUGCAGAAUAACACCAACGUGCCAAUUUUGGCUAAGACACAGCUGCCGUUGGGCGAUUGGAGUAAGCAAUUCUACGAUGCUUUCAAUGCUUUCAUUCAACACCCCAAACGGGGUUGUGUCCAAAUAAGUAAACGAUAGACUAAACAAGCGGCCCCUCCUCGUCCCAGUUGGUUAGUUGUUUUCUGUGUCGGUUUAGUAUGGUGCAAAUGAAGCAAUACGACGGCGACGGCGGCG
Messenger RNA from Bactrocera oleae (olive fruit fly), 2974 nucleotides. RefSeq names its product DC-STAMP domain-containing protein 2. Gene Ontology annotation, cellular component: membrane. The record is from RefSeq and is a predicted model, not a curated record. Lineage: Eukaryota; Metazoa; Arthropoda; Insecta; Diptera; Tephritidae.